AUGCGCCCAUACUACCACCCGGUUACGGAGACAGGAGGGAGAGUUCCACUAGAAGAACCAGUAACCGCCACCCGAAGGAGCAGACUCACGCAAGCCGCUGUAUCGACGCAGCCAACACCAAUCACCAGGAACCGAUCCCAGACCGGACGAGGGCAGAAGAGGACUAAUGCUGGAACCACCGUCGAUCCAGCAGAGCAACAGAACCCACCAACACAGGCGAGCGGCAGCCAAAGGCCGCAGAGGCAUAUCAUGCCCACUCGGAGGGCUAUGGAAGCAAACGGGAAUAGCACGCGACGAACACAGGGCGGCAACAGCCAGCACAUGGAAAUCGACUCUGACAACGAAGCAUGA
Messenger RNA from Bipolaris sorokiniana ND90Pr, 351 nucleotides. RefSeq lists its product as uncharacterized. The coding region runs from base 1 to 351 and encodes 116 amino acids. The record is from RefSeq and is a predicted model, not a curated record. Lineage: Eukaryota; Fungi; Ascomycota; Dothideomycetes; Pleosporales; Pleosporaceae. The transcript has a single exon.